AUGGAUGCAAAAAAUGAAACUAUUGCCACCCUUCUUCAUGUUGCUAUGUAUCUAAAUCGAUCGAUACCAAUUCCAUUAUUAAUUUUCGGAACAAUUGGGAAUAUCUUAAAUGUAUUUAUAUUGACACGUCAAUCCCUUCGAACGAAUUCGUGUGCGUUCUAUUUUCUUUCUUCAACACUUGCAAACAUCCUUUGUUUAUGGAUUGGCCUUUUAACAAGAUUACUUUCUGGUUAUAAUCUUGAUCCAACCGCAUGGAGCACCGUGGUGUGUCAAAUCCGUUUCUAUAUCACAUACAUGUCACUGUCUUUGAGUGCUUGUUUUCUUGUCUACGCUAGUGUCGAUCGAUGGGCAUCAUCAAGUACAAAUCCAAACAUACGCUCUUUCAGUCGUAUUCACAAUGCUCGACGUAUGGUGAUGUAUACAACGUUAUUUGCUUGUGUAUUUUAUGGACAAACAUUCUAUUGUUAUGUAGCUGUACCGAAUCAAUUUCCAUUGAAUUGUUAUUGUCCAAAUCAAGUCUGUCGAACAUACAAUGAUGUUUUAUUUCUUAUUCUAUUCUCUUUAAUUCCUCCAAUGUUCAUGUUGAGCUUUGGUUAUGUGACAAUAAGAAAUGUUCAAAAAAUUCGGCAACAAGUCCGUCCAUUACCCGCGAAUCUUCAGGCCUCUCGUCAACAACAUCGUUUAUUGAAGAAAAAAGAUCAUCAGAUGAUUAUGAUGCUUUUAGUUCAAGUAUUUUUCUUCGUUAUUCUUGUAACACCAUCGGGAAUAUCAAAGGCAUAUUCAACACUAACAUUCAAUCAAUUGAAAGAUUCGUUGGAAUUAACCAAAGAAAACUUCUUCUUUCAAGUUUCUGUUCUCAUUCUUUACAUCAAUUGUUGUUCUGCUUUCUAUCUCUACACUCUCACUGGAAAAAUCUUUCGACAAGAAGUUAAACGAUUACUAUUGAACAUUCAACGACCAAAUUUGGCAAUAAUUAGUGAAGUUAGAAUCAUUCCGCCAGAUCCGAUUUCAGCUGCUUAUCAUAGUCAAACCAAUCAAAUCACGAUGAAAUAUAACCAACAAACAUGA
Molecule: messenger RNA, 1068 nt
Organism: Adineta ricciae
Lineage: Eukaryota; Metazoa; Rotifera; Eurotatoria; Adinetida; Adinetidae
Source: the annotation of a GenBank genome assembly